AUGUCCCGUGACGCCGAAACCACUCUUGCCGCCGAGCUCCGCGCACGACGCCAGGCUGGUAAUGGCGAGAACCAGAAUCGCAUCUUUACUUUCACGCUGAACGACAGACCCCCGUUCGGCUUCAGCAUCCAGGAGCACUUCUCAGUCAGCACCCCUGACCGCGUUGCUGCCCGCAGCGCCGUCCCCAGAGCUCCCCUCCAACCUCUCCCACCUUCUCUCAUCCCCUCCCCUCCUCCAGUCCCCGCCACAGCUGGCCACGAUAUCAACAUCAUGAUCCGUACGCUUCGCGGUCUCCUUCCCGACUGGGAUCCACUUAUGGAACCCGACGUGCAUCCCAGUGAGCUACUGCAGUUCCUUGACAUCCUUGUGCGGCAACACAUCGGUGCAAGCACCCGCCGCCACCCUCCGGAGGAGAGCGUUACUGGCGACCACAGGAUUUCUCAGGCGCAGACCAUGUUGCGCUUCGCCCGGCGACAUCUCACCUGCCUUCGUGCGCGUGCCCAGAGAUCAGAAGGUCCGGAACUGUACCAGAGCAUCGGGGUCCUUUGUGGACUCAUCGGUGCCACUGGGGACCUCCUCACCUCACUCCAUUCGAGUGACAUCCCCGUCGAGGACCUAGACUCGGAGCCCAACCUUGAAGCUGACACCUUGUCGGCUAGAGAGACUGAAGAACCCGAGGCGUCCGACGAGGACGAGAACGAUGAGGAGGUUCGUCACGCCAGGACCGACUACUACUCCACCCGCAGCUCCACGCCCGAACGCGAGAUUGGCGAAUGUCCCGGCAACCACAAGGGUAUUAAUCGCGACUACCACUGUUACGCAAGGUGGACCGGGAUGGGGUGGCGCUGCUACUUCUGCCUCGGCGACAUGUAG
This is a messenger RNA of Cutaneotrichosporon cavernicola, 873 nucleotides long. RefSeq lists its product as uncharacterized. The coding region runs from base 1 to 873 and encodes 290 amino acids. The record is from RefSeq and is a predicted model, not a curated record. NCBI's taxonomy places the organism in Eukaryota, Fungi, Basidiomycota, Tremellomycetes, Trichosporonales, Trichosporonaceae. The transcript is spliced from 3 exons.